Tinamus guttatus (white-throated tinamou) is the source of this 1019-nucleotide messenger RNA. The record is from RefSeq and is a predicted model, not a curated record. NCBI's taxonomy places the organism in Eukaryota, Metazoa, Chordata, Aves, Tinamiformes, Tinamidae.
AGAUCCUACAUAUGAAUGAGACCUGCCUUGUAUGGAACUGAGGUGAAGAAUUUCAACAUGGGUCAACAUAUUUCAAACCAGACACAAACUGUAAUUAAUAAGUUGCCAGAAAAAGUAGCCAAGCAUGCCUCUCUGGUUCGAGAAAGUGGUUUCUUAACGUAUGAAGAAUUUCUGGGAAGAGUGGCUGAGCUUAAUGAUGUUACUGCAAAGUUGUAUUCUGGACAAGACAAACAUCUGUUAUUUGAAGUGCAGCCAGGUUCUGAUUCUUCUGCUCUCUGGAAAGUGAUUGUUCGGAUAGUCUGUACUAAAAUAAAUAAAACAAGUGGCAUCGUGGAAGCUUCCAGGAUCUUGAACUUGUAUCAGUUCAUUCAACUUUAUAAAGACAUCACCAGUCAAGCAGCAGGAGUUCUUGCACGUAGUGGUGCCUCUGAAGAAACUGCUGAGUGUUUUACGUCUGUGUCAUCUUGUCAGGCCAGCUUAUGGAUGGGAAGGGUUAAACAGCUGACAGAUGAAGAGGAAUGCUGCAUCUGCAUGGAUGGGCGUGCUGAUUUGAUCUUGCCAUGUGCUCACAGCUUCUGCCAGAAAUGCAUUGACAAAUGGAGUGAUCGUCAUAGGAGCUGUCCUAUCUGCCGUUUGCAAGUGACUGGAGCAAGUGAUUCUUGGGUAGUUUCAGAUGCCCCUACGGAAGAUGACAUCGCUACUUACAUACUUAACAUGGUAGAUGAGGCAGGCCAGCCUCACAGACCCUGACACUGGCCAACAAGCUGGCAAUAGUAGGAGCACUUGAAGCUUUCAUUUUCAUGAAUAUCUGUUUUUAUCUCCCGUUGUCAUUCUUCCACCGCUCCUGUCUUCUACUUGUCUUCUUGGCUGCUGUGAAUCUAUGCUGCUCUUUUAAAACACAGGGUAUAAAAGCCAGUAUACAUGUGUGUAGUCUUAAUUAUUAAUCUGUAGUUUCAGAAAACUCUUUGAUUAUUAACAUUAACAGAGAUUAUUUUAACAAUGAUUACAGCUAUUAUUAA